Molecule: messenger RNA, 1326 nt
Organism: Ornithorhynchus anatinus (platypus)
Lineage: Eukaryota; Metazoa; Chordata; Mammalia; Monotremata; Ornithorhynchidae
Gene: PCNA
Product: proliferating cell nuclear antigen
Exons: 6
Coding region: 131-916 (261 amino acids)
Biological process (GO): mismatch repair; translesion synthesis; regulation of DNA replication
Cellular component (GO): PCNA complex
Molecular function (GO): DNA polymerase processivity factor activity; DNA binding
Source: RefSeq, a predicted model, not a curated record
CCGGGCGGACGGAAGCGACGGGCGGCGCGCGGGAAUCGGCAUUCGGCGGUGGGUGCGGGUGGCCGCUGCUCCUUCCCUCCCGCUCGUCUUCUUGUUCUCUGUCGCUCCCCCUCCCGCCGCCGCCGCCACCAUGUUCGAGGCGCGGCUGGUGCAGGGCUCCAUCCUGAAGAAGGUCCUGGAGGCCCUGAAGGACCUGAUCACCGAGGCCUGCUGGGACAUCAGCUCGGGCGGGGUGAACCUGCAGAGCAUGGACUCGUCGCACGUCUCCCUGGUGCAGCUCACCCUCCGCUCCGAGGGCUUCGACACCUACCGCUGCGACCGCAACCUCGCCAUGGGCGUCAACCUCACCAGCAUGUCCAAAAUACUCAAGUGCGCCGGCAACGAAGACAUCAUCACCCUCCGGGCCGAGGACAACGCCGACACGUUGGCGCUGGUGUUCGAAGCACCGAAUCAGGAGAAAGUUUCGGACUACGAGAUGAAGCUCAUGGACCUGGAUGUGGAACAGCUUGGAAUUCCGGAACAGGAGUACAGCUGCGUGGUGAAGAUGCCCUCGGGCGAGUUUGCCCGCAUCUGCCGCGACCUGAGCCACAUCGGCGACGCCGUGGUGAUCUCCUGCGCCAAGGACGGGGUGAAGUUCUCGGCCAACGGGGAGCUGGGCAACGGGAACGUCAAGCUGUCGCAGACCAGCAACGUGGACAAAGAGGAAGAGGCCGUCACCAUCGAGAUGAACGAGCCGGUCCAGCUGACCUUCGCCCUGCGCUACUUGAACUUCUUCACCAAAGCCACCCCGCUGUCCCCGACGGUGACCCUCAGCAUGUCGGCCGACGUCCCGCUGGUGGUGGAGUACAAGAUCGCGGACAUGGGCCACUUGAAAUACUACCUGGCUCCCAAGAUCGAGGACGAAGAAGGGUCUUAGACGCCGCUCGGGCGCGGGGGAGACGACGGGAGGCGGGGACCGCCCCGGACGGACCCGUGCCUCUCUCUGUAGAUAUUGUUUUCCUGUAAAUACGACGACUCGGCGGCGCGCCCGUUAGCCGUUUCUCCCAACCUGCCGCUCGCGAACGAAGCCGGCCGGAGUCAUCUCGGCGGCCCUCUCCUCUCGCCCGCCCGGGGCCCGUAUUUGGGGGACGUUCUUUUAGGUGCCGCUUUUUUUAGACCGUUUUUUAUCGUCUGUAAGAGAAAGGGGGCCGGGCUGGCGAUGGGAUGGGAAGAAGGAAAGCGGGGGGCCGUCUGGAGUCCCGCCCUGGGGCGAGGCCCCCCCCCCCGGAGGUGGGCUGAUAUUGAGUGCGGUGUGAAAAGAGCAAUAAAGAUAUUUCAAACCCAGAA